This is a messenger RNA of Uloborus diversus, 1064 nucleotides long. Its product is annotated as serine/arginine repetitive matrix protein 1-like. The annotation marks the transcript as partial. NCBI's taxonomy places the organism in Eukaryota, Metazoa, Arthropoda, Arachnida, Araneae, Uloboridae. The transcript has 4 exons. The record is from RefSeq and is a predicted model, not a curated record.
AUGAGAAAAUAUCCAGACGGGGACGCCGCCUCGUCAUCGUCCUCCUCGGUGGACCCUCUCCUGGCACUCCGCACCUGGCGCCGGGACUCCAGCACCACCACCUCCUCCCCCGCCCCAUCCUCCCCGGCCUCCAGCAACGUCUCCCGCAGGAAGCGCCGCGUGCAGCGGCCGACGUCCCCCUCUCCGUCGCCACCACCACCACCACCGGAGGACGUCGACCCGGACGACACCGGGGCCCCGGACCACAUUGCCCGCCCUGUCGCCCGGCGUCCUGUUGCCGGGGGCGUUGGGGACGGGGGCGCCGUGACACUGCGUCCGCGUCAGCGCACGGUACCGCCGCCACUGCCGCAGUUCGCGCCGGUCUCCGACCGGCGAGUGAGGCGGCCGGUAGAGCGAUAUCAGGCGCCCGCCGACUCGGUGCCCCGCCGCCCUCGUCUGCCGCCCCCCAGCAGGCGUCCGCGUCAGCGGGCCGACGUCCGGGGGCUCCGGACCGUCCGGAGCAGUUGGUCCAGUUCCUUUUUAAGUUUAUCUCGCAAAGCAAUAGGCACUCUGUGUACAGGCAUAGUAGAAGAUCCAGACGGGGACGCCGCCUCGUCAUCGUCCUCCUCGGUGGACCCUCUCCUGGCACUCCGCACCUGGCGCCGGGACUCCAGCACCACCACCUCCUCCCCCGCCCCAUCCUCCCCGGCCUCCAGCAACGUCUCCCGCAGGAAGCGCCGCGUGCAGCGGCCGACGUCCCCCUCUCCGUCGCCACCACCACCACCACCGGAGGACGUCGACCCGGACGACACCGGGGCCCCGGACCACAUUGCCCGCCCUGUCGCCCGGCGUCCUGUUGCCGGGGGCGUUGGGGACGGGGGCGCCGUGACACUGCGUCCGCGUCAGCGCACGGUACCGCCGCCACUGCCGCAGUUCGCGCCGGUCUCCGACCGGCGAGUGAGGCGGCCGGUAGAGCGAUAUCAGGCGCCCGCCGACUCGGUGCCCCGCCGCCCUCGUCUGCCGCCCCCCAGCAGGCGUCCGCGUCAGCGGGCCGACGUCCGGGGGCUCCGGACCGUCCGGAGCAG